Messenger RNA from Ogataea polymorpha, 1109 nucleotides. RefSeq lists its product as uncharacterized. The record is from RefSeq and is a predicted model, not a curated record. The coding region runs from base 207 to 635 and encodes 142 amino acids. NCBI's taxonomy places the organism in Eukaryota, Fungi, Ascomycota, Pichiomycetes, Pichiales, Pichiaceae. The transcript has a single exon.
AGCAGCACAAUAGAAUUCACUUAGACGAUUUAUAUGCAACAGAUGCACCUUAGUGCAGCACAGAAAGUCUGUGGUGGACAACCUUCAUUAUAUUAAAAUCUUGUCUUUCUUAGCGGCGCUGGGACCCCGGAAAGCGACGAUAAAUUGUACAUUUCUGGACGAUCGACGCAUUACAAAUAAAAACUUUCUCGUCUAUUGAAUCCACCAUGUUUGCCCGUGCCUUCCAAAGCUCGCUCCGUGCACCUAAGUUUCGGCUGACGCCCCUUACCGUGAGAUUAUUGUCUCAGGAAACAAGAUCUGCAAUCGAGCAGGCCAUUUCAUCUGCUCCCGUCGUGCUGUUCAUGAAGGGUACUCCACAGGCUCCAGCUUGUGGAUUUUCGAGAGCCACUAUUCAAAUCUUGGGACAGCUGGGUGUGGAUCCACACAAAUUUGCUGCUUACAACGUCCUGGAAGACCCUGAACUUAGACAGGGUAUCAAGGAGUAUAGUGAAUGGCCUACCAUUCCUCAACUUUACGUUAAUAAAGAUUUCGUUGGAGGAUGUGAUAUUGUGAUGGCCAUGAGCCAGUCAGGCGAGCUGAGCGAGCUCCUUGAGUCUGCCGACGCGCUCGUUCCAGAAGAAGAAGAGGAAAAAUGAUCAAUGUAAAUAGACUCAAAUACGAUAUUCUCCUUUGCCUUAUGGCUUAUAACCAGUGAACGUUAAAAGCCCCAUUUAAGGAGGUUUGAUUUAGCCGCCUACUGAUAGAAAGACAACAGUGUCUUAUCCUUCUACUGAAGGACGGCUCAUCGCCCAAAUGUUUCGUGUUGAACUAUAAAUCGCCUACCGUUUUCUUUCGUCAAUCAUAUUGUUCACACCUUGUCUCAGUGCAUCCUUUAAAUCGUCAAAAUUCUCAAUAUUCUUUGGCCUAAAUAAGCGCGAGCUCCUGCACCAGGAAACUGCAUAAUCAAAACAUCCCUCGCCAACUGCCAGGUAGCGGGAGAGCAGCGAUCUCGAACUUGGGCCAUCGGCCAGGUCCUCCACAGACAAACUGAGUCCAGUGGUUUUCUUGAUGCCUGCAAGCACCAUCGAAAUCAAAACCAGAUCAAAGGCGUAAUGAGCAUAUUUGCCGAC